CUCCCCCUUCUCCUCCCCGCCGCGGAGGGACGGGGCGCUCCGCAACGGCACGGUGGUGCCGCACCGCUACAUGGUGACCCUCUACCAGCGCCUGGCCGCCCGACGAGGCGCUGCCGCCCGCCCCGUCGGCACCGUCACCGGCUUCGUGGAGCGGCUGCGGGGCGAUGCCUCCCCGUCCGCCCCCGAGCAGCGCUACCUCUUUGACAUCUCCAGCCUGCCCGAGGCAGAGGAGGUGACGGGCGCAGAGCUGCGGGUCCUACGCUCCCUCCCUGCAAACCGCAGCCUGGCCCUGUCCCCCGAAGGCACCUUCCACCACCUGCUCCUCUCCGCCUGCUCCGGUCGGGCCGGCGAAGAGCCCAGGCUGCUGGACUCCAGAGCAGCCGAUGUUCUGGAUGCAGGCUCCAGAUGGGAGGUGUUUGACGUCUGGGAAGCGCUUCGAGACCGCAGGGAGAGGCCCCCAAAGGGCAAACUGCUGUGCUUCGUGCUGAGGGUGGUGUCGGAUCGCUCGGGCCGCCUCCUGCCCCCUCGGCAGCUGGGAUUCGGCAAACCCCAUCCGCAGCCCCUCGAGCGAGCGCUGCUCGUGGCCUUCUCCCGCACCCAGAGGAAGGAGAACCUCUUCAAGGAGAUCCGGGAGAGGAUGAAGGUGCUGGGCGGCCCUCCCUUGCUGGAGCCUCCUGAUCCCGGCCGGGAGGCGUACCCCAAACGGAGGAAGAGGAGGACCACCAUCGCUGCCCGCUCCGGGGGUAAAGGCCAUGGGAAGAAGGCGAAGACGCGCUGCAGCAGGAAGCCCCUACACGUCAACUUCAAGGAGCUGGGCUGGGACGACUGGAUCAUCGCCCCGUUGGAUUACGAGGCGUAUCACUGCGAGGGGGUCUGCGACUUCCCCCUGCGCUCCCACCUGGAGCCCACCAACCACGCCAUCAUCCAGACCCUGAUGAACUCCAUGGAUCCGGAAUCCACCCCCCCCAGCUGCUGCGUGCCCUCCAAGCUCAGCCCCAUCAGCAUCCUCUACAUAGACUCCGGGAACAACGUGGUGUACAAACAGUACGAGGACAUGGUGGUGGAGACGUGCGGCUGCAGGUAGCAAUUUCUGCGGCUCUUCCCCACCCCACCAUGCCCCAUUUUAUAUAUAAAUAUAUAUAUAAUAUAUAUAUACGUACACAUUUUGGUGUGUGCCUUUCCAAGAGCCCCCUGUCCCCAUGGGCUGCCCCGAAGGGAUGGGGAAACCCUCUCUGUUCCUUUCUCAAAGUUUUGGGGCUUUCUGCAUCGCCCUCGGGUUGGGGCGGUGGGAGCUUUUCUUUCUGCAUGUAAGGACACCUCUUCAGAGCAUCUGGGGAGAAGCAGAGUCCUGAGCUCCCCAGGGAUGAGCUGCUUUGCUUGGGUUCUUAUUUUUCCAAGUAAUUGCUAUAAAAAGGCCGGGCUCCAAUCCACCUCCCUUUGGCAGCAGCUCCGUUCCUCCCUGCCUGCCCUAAGGGAGCCCGCAUCCUCUGGGCAGAGACAUUUAACUUGCAAAGAGCAGAGCUGAGAGGGCUGCAAAUUGAUAGGAGAUGGGCUUAAAUUGUGCCUUGAACCCCAAGAAGCCUGGUAUCAAUUGUGGGAUGCUGCCAGGUGGCUUUCUUUACUGAGCUGCAGCUUUGUGGCUCUGCUUAGGUCAGGGAUGGGAUAGCUUUGGGUUUGAUGAUUUGGUUUUUGUUGGUGUCCAAGUUGUUGCCUUUUAAAUAUCAGUACUCAGCUAUGGAAGUUUGCUUUUGGGGAGAUCAAUCCCUGCUGGAAAAUGUUUAUUUUUUUUCUAUAAAGCUCCUCAUCCUCAGAGAUGUCUGAACAAAGGGCAGGCAGCCUCCCAGCCCCAGACCACUUCCUUGGGCAGAAGAGAGCACCCUGCUCUCACCCAAGCAGCCCCCGCUGAGACAAUAAGACAUCAGCGGGGCUCCCAUCCUGUGUAUCACUGCAGAGAGGUACCCUGUGGGACAAUCCCAGUGUCUCUCCGUCCUCAUCCCCAGGACUCCAGCAAACUUUAUCCAACAUCCCUAACAGCUCUUGUCCCACACCCUUAGCACAAGCAUCAAUCAGAGUGGGGGGAUGCUGGCCCUGCACUGUUCCCAAGCCCAUCAAGCUUCCACAUACCUGGCUCUUCAAUCAGUGAUGGUCUCCAGGUAGCUUUCCUCACUGCUGAAACAUGUUUUCCUUUUUUUUUUUCUCCUUUCCUCCAAAUAUUUGCUGUAGAGGUUUGUGGGCAGUUCAGUAGUUAUAUAUACAUACAGUUCCUGACAGCCCCACAAGUGGCCCCAGGCCCCUUCUUGCAGGACACAGAACCAUGUCCACAUUUGUGCUCCAGAGAGCAAAAUUCUGGCUCGGUCACUGCAGGUUUGCAGCCUGGAUCAACUGCAGUAAGGGAAAAUGGGGAGGUCUGGGGAGAGCACCAGAGGCUGCUGCUGGCGGCAGUGCUGUCUGUGGAUUUGCCCAUUUGGGAAUUAAUUGCCACUCUCCCCAUUGGGCACCUCUGUUUUUUGGCAGAGAGCUCUUCUUUGGGCAGCCUGAUGUGGGUGGCAGUCCUGCCCAUGGCAGGAAGUUGGAAAUAAAUGAUCUGAAGUCCCCCUCCAACCUAUGCCUUUCUAUGACUCUAUGAUAGGUGAGGUUGGCUCCUGCCAGGAUAUGCUCUCUGGGGUAUCACUGCCAGGACCUGUAAAGGCAUUGAAACCACCCUGUGAAGAGGUAUUCCUGAUCCAUCUCCUCUUGCUUGAGCUGAUUGCUGAGCAGUAUAAACAGGAGACGAGAGGCUGAAAGCAGACAAAGGUAGAUUCAGUGGACUCGGAACGAUUUGAAUGAAUAAUUGCAGGUUCCCAAUCUGCUGUAUUUAUACAGCCUUUCCAGGAAAAAAGAGAUGGGAAAAAAAAAAAAAAAAGAAAGAAAA
Messenger RNA from Tympanuchus pallidicinctus (lesser prairie-chicken), 2911 nucleotides. It is a transcript of the gene GDF7, whose product is annotated as growth differentiation factor 7. NCBI's taxonomy places the organism in Eukaryota, Metazoa, Chordata, Aves, Galliformes, Phasianidae. Gene Ontology annotation, biological process: BMP signaling pathway; SMAD protein signal transduction. The transcript has 2 exons. The record is from RefSeq and is a predicted model, not a curated record. Gene Ontology annotation, cellular component: extracellular region. Bases 71 to 1084 code for a protein of 337 amino acids. Gene Ontology annotation, molecular function: cytokine activity; growth factor activity.